Molecule: messenger RNA, 3060 nt
Organism: Teleopsis dalmanni
Lineage: Eukaryota; Metazoa; Arthropoda; Insecta; Diptera; Diopsidae
Gene: Dgk
Product: diacylglycerol kinase 1
Biological process (GO): intracellular signal transduction; diacylglycerol metabolic process; lipid phosphorylation
Cellular component (GO): plasma membrane
Molecular function (GO): calcium ion binding; ATP-dependent diacylglycerol kinase activity
Source: RefSeq, a predicted model, not a curated record
AUUACAAACUUUUAACACGCAAACUUUCUCAUUUCGAUCCUUUAACACUGAAGGUUCCACUGAAGGAUGUUGUCUGCUAUUUAUCACUACUGGAAGCCGGACGUCCAGAAGAUAAACUUGAAUUUAUGUUUCGCUUGUACGACACAGAUGGAAAUGGUGUCCUGGAUACCGCUGAAAUGGAUGCGAUUGUAAAUCAAAUGAUGUCUGUGGCGGAGUAUCUCGGCUGGGAUGUUAGUGAACUAAGACCGAUUUUGCAGGAGAUGAUGAUAGAAAUUGACUAUGAUGCCGAUGGCACUGUUUCCUUGGAAGAGUGGCAACGUGGCGGCCUGACAACGAUACCGCUUCUCGUCCUACUCGGUAUCGACAAUACGGCUCUUAAGGAAGAUGGCAUCCAUGUGUGGCGUUUGAAGCACUUCAGUAAGCCGGCAUAUUGCAACUUAUGCCUGAAUAUGCUGGUCGGGCUUGGCAAAAAAGGUCUUUGCUGUGUGUUAUGUAAAUACACGGUGCAUGAACGCUGCGUGCAGCAUGCGCCCGCCUCCUGCAUUACAACGUAUGUAAAAUCGAAGAAAACCAAAGGGGGUGGAGAUCUACUACAUCAUUGGGUUGAAGGCAAUUGCUACGGACGCUGCUCAAAAUGUCGAAAACGAAUUAAGGCAUAUCAUGGUAUUACUGGUCUGACAUGCCGUUGGUGCCAUAUGAUGUUACACAAUCGUUGCGCUUCAUCAGUGAAAAAAGAAUGUACAUUGGGUGAAUAUGGAGAAUUAAUGGUGCCACCCACCGCCAUAUGCCCAGCAGUAUUGGAUCGACAACGUUCAGUUAAUCAAGCGAGCAAAGCCACACAUUUUCAAAUAACCCCACCAAAUGAUAUAAGUUGCCCUCUACUCGUUUUCGUUAAUCCAAAAAGUGGCGGACGUCAAGGUGAUCGGAUACUGAGAAAAUUUCAGUACAUGCUCAAUCCAAGACAGGUUUAUGAUUUGUCAAAGGGUGGACCAAAAGAAGGACUGACACUGUUCAAGGAUUUGCCAAACUUCAAAGUGAUCUGUUGCGGUGGUGACGGUACAGUGGGGUGGGUGCUCGAGGCGAUGGAUUCCAUCGAUUUGGCGACGCAACCCGCUGUUGGCGUAAUCCCACUGGGAACGGGUAACGACUUAGCACGUUGCUUACGCUGGGGCGGAGGUUACGAAGGCGAAAACAUACCAAAACUGAUGGAUAAGAUAAAGCGUUCCUCAACUGUAAUGCUGGAUCGUUGGAGUAUUGAAGUUACAAACGCACCAAUGGAGGAAAUACCGAAACCAAGAGUCACACUACAUUCGAAUAUGCAAAAAGUCUUUGAAUUAUCGCAAAGUGUUGUCGUUGAAAAAUCCUUGAUUGAGAGAUUUGAAGAAAUUCAUCGCAGCACAAGUGCAACAAUAAACGGUGGCAAAAUAGCCAGUAGCGAUGGCAUGAAUAAUGCAACUGCGGCAGCCUCAACUACAUCCAUGAAUUCUACCAUAACAACAGCAACCGAAUAUGCCAGAAAUGCCAUCAACAACUGCAAUCGAACUACAAAAAGCAUAUCAAUGUCGACAUUUGAAACAAAACGCAUACAAAAAACAUUAACAACACUAAGUAACAGCAGCAACAGCAGCUGCAGCAGCACAAGUACAAAUUUGAAACAGCAACAAGAAAAACAUGAACAGCAAAUGUCACCUACAGAUGUUGCACCUAAGCACACACAGCGGCAAUGCGAUGCUGUUAAUUUUGCAGAUAGAGAUAUUGUCGAUGCAAGUGCGGAUACGGAAAUGAAGGCAAAUAUAAACGCGGAUGCUGAUGGUGAUGCUGAUAAACGCAAUUUCAACAGCAACAAUUGCAACGAUAAUCACAUAAAUAUUGAGAAUAGCACCACUGAUGAUGUACAACGUAUUGCUUUGUCUUUGAAUUUAACAAAAGUUGAUGACAUAUCAGUCAAAGCAACAGAAUUAACCCCGAGUGAAACAUCUAUAAGUCCAUUAUCUCCAAUAAUAAUGUUUCCAACACCAACCGAUGUCAGAACAUCAACUGACAUAAUACCAGCAACAGAAAUUACCACUGCUGCUACUACUGUCGCUUUCUGUUUAGGCGAUAAUAAUGGCAACAACAGUGCCGAGGCAACCGAUGGCAAACCGUCACCGAGCUGUUCACCUUCGACCAGCAAGACAUUCAACAUUCCUAUACAGAAACCAGCAACUGUUAAAGUGCAAUCAGACAAGGACUGCACUGUGCCCUACAAUAUCAUCAAUAAUUACUUUUCAGUCGGUGUGGAUGCGGCCAUCUGUGUUAAAUUUCAUUUAGAGCGUGAGAAAAAUCCACACAAAUUCAAUAGUCGGAUGAAGAACAAACUGUGGUACUUUGAGUAUGCCACCUCGGAAACAUUUGCAGCUUCCUGUAAGAAUCUUCAUGAAAAUAUUGAAAUUGUGUGCGAUGGCGUUUCAUUAGAUUUAGCAAAUGGACCUCAUUUACAAGGAGUAGCACUGCUGAACAUUCCUUACACUCAUGGUGGUUCCAAUCUAUGGGGAGAGCAUUUAUCACAGAAACGCAUGCGCAAAAGUUCUGGACCAUUUCGUAAAGGACUAAAAUUAAAAUCAUCUGAUAAAGAGCUAUCAGCAACAAGUUUUAAUUCAGUGGACCUAUCCGUUGCUACUCAAGAUUUUGGUGAUCGAUUGAUUGAAGUUAUUGGGUUAGAAAAUUGCUUACACAUGGGACAAGUGCGUACCGGCUUACGUGCCUCUGGACGUCGUUUGGCGCAAUGCAGUGAAGUUGUUAUUAAAACAAAACGAACCUUUCCUAUGCAAAUCGAUGGUGAACCUUGGAUGCAAUUACCAUGCACGAUAAAAGUUACACAUAAAAAUCAAGUUCCUAUGCUGAUGGCACCACGUUCCGAGAAGGGCAAAGGAUUUUUCAAUUUACUUUGUAGCUGAUUUCGGCGUAGUGCCUCCGCCAAUUUCGCUACAAGUGAACAACACCAACAUUAAAAAAUCACCGUCCAAAAAUUAUUUUAGAAAAUUAUUAGGCAAAUAUUUAGUAAAACAUUAGGAAAUUAAG